This is a messenger RNA of Aspergillus chevalieri, 282 nucleotides long. Its product is annotated as ATP synthase subunit e. The transcript has 3 exons. Bases 1 to 282 code for a protein of 93 amino acids. Gene Ontology annotation, molecular function: proton transmembrane transporter activity. Lineage: Eukaryota; Fungi; Ascomycota; Eurotiomycetes; Eurotiales; Aspergillaceae. Gene Ontology annotation, biological process: proton motive force-driven ATP synthesis. The record is from RefSeq and is a predicted model, not a curated record.
AUGUCCACUUCGCAGGGUGUUAAUGUUCUCCGCUAUUCGGCUCUCGCUGCCGGUCUUGCGUACGGUGUCUACCACCAAUCUUCGCUCAACUCUCAGGCUAGGCGUGCGGAGGCCGACCGUGAAUAUGCCCGUAAAGCAGCCCUGAUUGAGCAGGCUAAGGCAGAAUGGAAGAAGAAGACCACACCUCAGGAGCCCCAGACACAAGCCAGUGGAGUUAUUUCGGAUCCCGCGGACAACCGGUUUGACUUGGAAGCCUACUUGAAGGCGAAGCUCGGGGAGUAA